GAAACACCUUGUCGCCAUAAGGAAUUUGUUCGCGCUACAUCACACAAAUGGCUGACGGAGCUGCCAUCGAGGCUCCCUUUACUCUCGCCUCCCUUCCCAAACCCUUCGAUUCCACUGUCGGAACAACCUUUGCCGCCCCUGUAUUCGGACUCCGCGCCCAAAAAUGGAGAAAGAGACCUGAGAUUGUCGCAAGUGUCGACGGAGACAGCAUCACCAUCUACAAUGUGCGUAAUCCGCGCCUGGUAACGUCGUAUGCUCUUCCUCCUCAGACUCGUCUUCUUUGUGCGCCAUGCUCCAUCUACCGCAAGAUUACGGGGCGCAAAGCCGCACAGAGAGUAACAUACGCUGUUCUUGGUCACACAACUGGAAAGAAGACCGAGGUCGUUUGCUUCACCGAGGACACAAUCGCCGACUCGACCGACCUUUCUGCCGACCAGCAAGUCAAGACAAGCUACCAACUGCCCACCUCGACCAGCACAGUCUUCGCCGUCCACGCUCUUGCUUCACACUCGGAUAACGAGACUCUUGGACUUGCUCUGGACAUCGCUGUCACCUACGCCGAUGGAAGUGUCGAGUGUAUCGCUGGCGACCUUCAGCAGAAGAGAUGGGAUGCAGAUGCUGCUCAGACUAUAGUCAUGGCCGACUCUGACGCCGUGUCUUCGUCCGUCAAGGUCGAAUAUGCUACCGUCACUGAUGUGACUUCAGCUAAGAAGGGUCUGCUCAAGAGCAGAGAGGACGCUUUGGCCUUGAUCGGAGGUGCUGUCAGUUUGGACAAUUCGACCGAGCUCAACAUGCCACUUCUGGCUUUGGUCACCGUCGACGAUCAGAACAUCCGCCGCUUCAACCUCUUUUCUUUGCCUUCUAGAUCAAAAGACUUAAUCACUAGUGCUCACCAAGGUCUCCGUCAUCUUUUCAGCUACGAGCUACCAACCACGCCUUCUUCAGACAAGGCUACCUUUUCCCUGCAAUCAUCAGCUGGCAAAUUGCACCAGAUGCUUUCCGGUAUCAUCACCACUUACGACCUUUCUGGCACCGUCCCCCGAGUGCUUUCCGUUCUUACUCCUCAUACACAGGCUCACCAAAGCUUCGUCCGCAUUUCUGCCGCCCUUGUCCUUGCUGCUGAAUCUACCUCCUGUGCUAUCUACGACACCAAGUACAGCUCCUUGCAGGCUGCCUUGUCUCUCGAGAGUGAUCCUCUGGAGUCAGCUGGCGACAAGAGAAAGAGAACCGAUGGCGCUACUGAGGGAUCCCUGAACUUUGUCACUUUCUUUACUGACCUCGGCCUCGCGGUAGCCAUCUCUGGAAACGCCCUUGUUGGCUUGCAGAUCAACCUCUCGGCGACCGCCUACAAGAAGUCAAAAGCCAACACUAGUCUUCUCAUCAACUCUCUCGGCAAGGGUUCAAAGAAAGCACUUGUUGCUGCUCCAAACUCCGAACUAUCCUCUCAGGAAUGGCAGAGCUGGAAAGAGACCGUCGACUCUCUGGUCGACUCCGAUGUAGCCGCACUUGAGCGUUUCCUCGCAGCCGAGCUCGAAUUGGCUUCCACACCCAAACAACACAAACCAUCGGCCCCCAGUUCAGAAGAGCAGGAUGGUGAGGAUAACAGGAUGUGGCCUGUAAGAGACGCUCGGUUCCUGGUUCAGAAAACCGAAAGGCGCAAAGCGGUUUACCUCCUCAGCAAAAUGUUUGCUUGGAACGACACAACCAGGGACGAGCAGAGUUCUAUCUCUAUGAACUUCUUUACAGCGAACAUCUUCAGAUGGCUUGCCACUACUGGAUACAUUUCCGCCAUGGAAGUGGAGAGGGCCUUGCGUGAGACAGGCGCUAUACAGUCUACGGCUUCAAGAGUUCGUCCUGGCGACAUCAUGAGGGCAGUGAACGAACUUGACCCAGAGAUGCAUGUCAUGCACGAGUGGUUGAGCUGGCCCGUAUAUCUGGACCUCGAGGAAGUCAUCGUCGCUCUGGCGUCUCUUGUCAAGUCUCUCCAAGGACCAAGCCCCGCUGCAGUCGCUAAGCUCAUCACCAGCAAGAGUGAAGAUGCUAGCAACGAAUUGGAGACUGAAAUCCAAGUCGAGUCUGAAGCCGCAGAAGCCGAUCUCGAGUUUGCCUUGUCAGCUCUUGAUAAUGGUCUAAGUGUCCGCAGCGCCUCAUUCCGCACAGUUUUUACUCGUCUGCAUUCAUUCCCCUCCCGCAGCAUUGUCGAGACACUCCGCACUCACCUUGCACCCCGCGAGGUUGUGUUCUUCAUUCAGAUCCUUCGUAUUGAACUCGCAGACGGCGGUUGGACAUCUCGUUACACCGAUGUUGAAAUUGCCAACAGGCCCGAAGACGCAGGCUCACCCAGCGACCACUCAAUCGCUAUCAUCAGCAACCUUCUCAACUGUGCCAUUGACUCUAUUGGCACAUCUGGCUGGCUUGUUGGUCUCAGUGGAGACCCAGAACUCCAAACUGAUGAUAUGCUCGAGACACUCGGAGCGGAGACUAGUGCUGCUCUCGAGACAUGUAUCGAGGCUUGUAGCUUUGGUGUCUUCUUGAACGACUUUGAGCGUUUCAGCAACACAGUUCAAGCUUCUCAGAAACAGACGACGAUCAAGAAGGUCGACCCCAUCAAGACGCCUGGUUUCGAAGAGACUCCUCUUGCUGUGGAUCCUGUUCUUCCUCUGGGCUACAAGGCCCAAGGGCCCGCCAGUAAGAUGCGUAUGACAAGCACUGGUCAGGUCGAGAAGAGCAGGGGUCUUCGUGGUAAGGAGUUGUCUAUGCGUGUUGGCAAGUACUCUCUGGACAGAAUCGUUGUCUAAGCAUUGCAUGGAGUAGACUACAUGGAUGGAAAAGAUUUAGCUGUAUUUACUUAGCGAGGAGUCACUGGAUAGGAAAAUCAUUGUUUCUCAUAUGCAUCCAUUCAUCUUCUGACUCGUAACUUUCUAUAUCGCUACCCACUGCAUUUAUGGUCCAC
Molecule: messenger RNA, 2953 nt
Organism: Aureobasidium pullulans EXF-150
Lineage: Eukaryota; Fungi; Ascomycota; Dothideomycetes; Dothideales; Saccotheciaceae
Exons: 2
Coding region: 48-2798 (916 amino acids)
Source: RefSeq, a predicted model, not a curated record